Messenger RNA from Sinocyclocheilus anshuiensis, 1344 nucleotides. Its product is annotated as WW domain binding protein 1-like. The transcript is spliced from 5 exons. The record is from RefSeq and is a predicted model, not a curated record. Bases 291 to 1319 code for a protein of 342 amino acids. Lineage: Eukaryota; Metazoa; Chordata; Actinopteri; Cypriniformes; Cyprinidae.
CACGUUGCGCACAUGGUGUAGGAUGUGACUGCGCCACACCCAGCUGUGCCUGAAGUGUAGUGAUGGGAACAGUUCGCAGGGACUCGCUUGUGUAAUAGUUGGGGGCAACCAGCGGUACGGAGCUCAUGCUGCUGCUCCACUGCUGUGCCUCCCCUCAUGUCCCAAUGACAGCAGAAGGCGGGCGAUGCAUGAGCGAGAGCCUUUCACGCUUUCGUACGAUUAUUUACAACUCUUUCGCUGUGACCAAAGUAAACACUGAGACAUUGUAAUGUCCUAUAAGCCUGUUUAAAAUGGGCUUGUUUUUAUAUAUCGCUGGAUCUGCCAACCCCACCGAGGCCAGUGUCUAUGAGCAGGUACUUCACUGCGAGGGUGUGAAUAAUAAAAGCUACGCGUGUGAGACAGGACACUGUUGUGGAGAGUCCCAGUGCUGUAGCUACUACUAUGAACUCUGGUGGUUCUGGCUGGUGUGGGCCAUCAUCUUCAUCCUGAGCUGCUGUUGCGUUUGUCAUCAUCGUCACACCAAACACAGACUGCAACAACAACAACGACAGCACGAGAUCAACCUCAUUGCCUACAGAGAGGUUCACAACUACACCUCACUGCCCUUCUACUUCAGAUUCCUACCCAACAAUCUCCUUCCAGACUAUGAGGAGGCAGUGCAUCGGCCCGCUACGCCCCCUCCUCCAUACAGUGCCUUAAACGCCGGCCCUCCGACCUACACCAGCCCUUUAACCACUGACCAGCAGGAUGUGCAGUGUGCACCCAGACAGACCACUCCAUUGGCCCCUGAAUCUGACACACUCUGUUCCAGACCAAACAUAGAGGACAUCCAUACCUCUAACGGGUACCACCAGAAAGAAGACGGCAAGGGCGAGAUCGAGUUAGAGGGGGGCAGAUCCGCACAGAGCACUCUGCCCUUAGAGCAGCCUCCCAGCAUGGACAAACAGAACGAGUGCAGGAAGGAGCCGCUAAGGAAUGUGGCAAUGCCUGACGAGAAAGAGAGGAUUCUGGGAAGGCACCGCAGAUUUACGGGGGACUCUGGGAUUGAAGUGUGUGUUUGUGGGCAAUGCUUAGAGAGCCAUGAGCCCAAAGAAUUCGAGGGGCUUUUGAGCGAGGAGGACCAAGAGGACUCUUUCUGCGAGGAAUGUGGCCUUCAUUCCCAUGGAGAGGAAAGUCAGGGACUUCUGUCCCCAGAAAACAGAGUGGAGCGUGGAGCAUCGCCUGUGCCUCAAUCUCAACCUCACCCUGUCUGCCUCUAUUUGCAUACUAUUAAUGAACAAGAGGGUCCACAACAUAGUAACACAGAAUCACAAAGCUAAAUGCAUGACAUUACUGUAAAAAAAA